AUGAACGGCACCAAUGGCCACCACGCCAACGGCGAUUUGAACGGCUGCGGGGACAUUUUGACGCAAAAUCAGCAGAAGGGAUGUUGGACGAUAGGUCUCAUCAACUCCAAAUUCCGCUACCUCACUGCCGAAACUUUCGGUUUCAAGAUAAACGCUAAUGGCACCUCUCUUAAGAAGAAACAGAUCUGGACCUUGGAGCCUGAUUCUGCAACUGCCGGAGAAAGCCUGAUCUACCUGAAAUCCCACCUGGGAAAAUACCUGGCAGUCGAUUCAUUCGGCAACGUUACUUGCGAAAAUGAGGAAAAGGAAGCCGGAAGUCAGUUCCAGAUCAGCGUGGCCGAGGACGGAAGUGGCAAGUGGGCAUUUAAAAACGUCGUAAGAGGAUACUUUUUGGGCGCUUCUUCCGAUAAACUUACCUGUACUGCCAAGGUACCUGGUGCAGAAGAAUUUUGGCACGUGCAUUUGGCCGCCAGACCACAAAUGAACCUGAGGUCGGUAGGACGCAAGAGGUUCGCGCAUUUGUCCGAAAACUUGGAUGAAAUUCACGUUGACGCCAACAUCCCUUGGGGAGAAGAUACUCUUUUCACCUUGGAGUUCAGGCAGGAUGAAUCCGGGAAAUACGCCAUCCACACUUGCAACAACAAAUAUCUUUCUUUGUCUGGAAAACUUCUCGAUACAUGCAACAAAGACUGCCUGUUUACUGCUGAAUACCACAGCGGUGCUUUAGCUUUACGGGACCGCACCGGAGCCUACUUGGCUCCGAUCGGUUCCAAAGCCAUCCUGAAAACUAGAUCCAACACAGUCACCAGAGAUGAGCUCUUCUCUUUGGAGGAUUCUCUACCGCAAGCCAGUUUCGUGGCCGCAUUGAACUCCAGAUUUGUUUCCGUCAAACAAGGUGUUGAUGUUACUGCCAAUCAAGACGAAAUUUCCGACCACGAAACCUUCCAACUGGAAUACGAUUGGAGCACAAAAAGAUGGUACAUCCGUACGAUGCAGGAUAAAUACUGGACCCUUGAAACCACCGGAGGAAUCCAGGCGGCUUCAGAAAAGAGAUCAUCGAACUCCUUGUUCGACUUGGUCUGGCAAAACGACGGUUCCGUAGUGUUCCGUGCUAACAAUGGCCGUUAUGUGAUCACCAAACGUUCCGGGCAUCUUUUCGCCACAUCUGACGCUAUCGAUGACAAUUGCAAGUACUUCUUCUACUUGGUGAACCGCCCCAUUUUGGUGCUCAAAUCGGAACAAGGCUUCGUCGGAUACAAAUCCCAGAGCAGCACCAAGCUGGAGUGCAACAAGGCCAACUACGAGACGAUACAGGUGGAGAGAGGCGAAAAAGGGGUGGUCUACUUUAAAGGUCAAAACAGCAAGUACUGGCACUGCGACAGUGAGACUAUAAACGCCGAUUCGGACACCCCUGAAGGCUUCUACUUGGAGCUGAGGGAGCCCACAAGACUUUGCAUCAAGUCUGCCAACGGAAAUUACCUGGCGGCAAGCAAAAAUGGUUCCUUCAACCUUGGAGGUACCUCGGUCGAAACCGCCACCCAAUGGGAGUACUAA
This is a messenger RNA of Brassicogethes aeneus, 1554 nucleotides long. The record is from the annotation of a GenBank genome assembly. NCBI's taxonomy places the organism in Eukaryota, Metazoa, Arthropoda, Insecta, Coleoptera, Nitidulidae.